Pollicipes pollicipes is the source of this 1002-nucleotide messenger RNA. RefSeq names its product protein O-linked-mannose beta-1,2-N-acetylglucosaminyltransferase 1. Gene Ontology annotation, molecular function: beta-1,3-galactosyl-O-glycosyl-glycoprotein beta-1,3-N-acetylglucosaminyltransferase activity. Gene Ontology annotation, biological process: protein O-linked glycosylation via N-acetylgalactosamine. NCBI's taxonomy places the organism in Eukaryota, Metazoa, Arthropoda, Thecostraca, Pollicipedomorpha, Pollicipedidae. The record is from RefSeq and is a predicted model, not a curated record. Gene Ontology annotation, cellular component: Golgi membrane.
CCGGGUGGGACGGGGCAGAGCGCUGAGCGUCCCGGCGUGAGUGGGAGCACGCGCGCGCGCGCGCUGCGCCCACGUGUGCGGUGCGCGGAGGGCGGGAGCGGCGGAGACGGGCGGCGGCCGCAGCUCGCCGCCAGCUGCGCACAGGAGCGACCUCAGGAUGGCGUCUGCCGUUGCGGUCUAGCCGGAGCAAGCCAGCGCGCCGGCCAUGACGGGGAGCCGGUACCCGGGCGGGUGGCAGCCGAAUCCGCGCGCCGCGCCCUACGUGCCGCGCCGGCUGGCCGCGGCGCCGACGCCGCUGCUGCCGCCGCUGCUGCCGCUCGGCAGGCGCUGCUCCCUCUCCAGACUGUGCCAGAGAGGGCUGGUGGCUGUUAUCAUCGUCACCAUCGUCAUCAACGUGCUGUUCAUCUUGGACACCAGCAGGAAGCUGCGAGCGCGCUCCAAGGGCUUCGGCGACACGGACGGCGUGGUCCGCUCCGGCCGCGGCAACAGCCUGCGCCUGCAGCAGAGCGCCGCUAAGAGUCUGACGAUCGAGGCCUACUCCAGCCAGGCCCGAGCCGCAGUCAUGGCCGACGGCGCAACGAUUCUGGAGCACAACAACGAGCGGCACGGCCGCGGCGUGCACGUGCUGGUGCUGCACCAGGCGAGCGGCGCCGUGAUGGCGCAGCGCGCCUUCGACACGUACUCGCCGCACGAGGACGAGGCGAUGACCCUCUUCAUCAGCAUGGUCUCCGACGGUCGCAUCAUCGUGCUCGUCAUCAAGGACGAGGGCACGUUCCAGCUGAAGCAGCCGGCACGUGAGCUGCUGACGCGGCUGGGCUCGCAGGCGGCUGCCGACCUCGCCUGGCGCGACAUGUGGGCGAUGGUGGUCAUCAAGGGCGGCAAGGUGCUCGGCGAGAGCCACAGCAAAAGCCCCGGCUUCAACGCUUGGGGUCCGGCCGUGCUCGUGCGCGCCGAGGUGCCCCUCGUGCCCACGGAGGACACCGAGUGCGCCUGGCCGGACUC